AUGGUGUUCACAAGCACCGUCAGUCCGUCGUUGCAAAUCGGUCUUCGAUUUCUCGGUGUGUGGUGCGACGUAUCAUACACCGUUCUUAACGGGCUGGUUUACUUGUUGAGCUUAUUGAUCAUACAGUGCUUUCAGUAUCUAUAUACAUAUGCGCAUUGUACAACCGGUGAACUACAGAAUUUAGUGGACAGUUUGCCAGCGACUAUAAAUAACAGCUUGACGAUCGUCAAGCUGAUGACACUUUGGAAGAAUCGUCGCGUGGUUCGCGAAUUACUGGACGCUAUGGACACUGAUUGGCGCGAGUGCGCGAGUAUUGAACAACAUUUGCACUUGAUGGCGACGAAAGCUGGCGUCUCGCAUUUUUGCUCGAACGCUUUGUUCGGUUUCAACACAUUUGCCGGUGCUCUCUACUUCAUGGCCGAUACCGCGAUCGCAAUUGUGCAUCAGGCGGGAGGCGAUAAUGACACCUCACGACCAUUACCCGUCAAAAUAUUGCUUCCCUUUGAGGUUGAUCAUUCGCCGAUCUAUGAGCUGCUAGUUGUCUUCUUGUUUACACAGUCAAUAUUAAACGUGUACACGGUUUCUUUUGUGAACGUACUGCUUCUUACUCUGAUACUUCAUGCAAGCGGACAAAUCGAUAUCAUACGCGAAGAGUUGAUAACUAUCUCUGAGGAAAUGCCCUAUUACGGAUCUUCUGGACAUACAUUAGGAAUACUGGUAUUAUUCAAAGCGCUGGCGGAAUUGGAAAAGCGGAUAAUGAGUUGUCUCCCUACUUACUAUGAUAUUACGCAACGUAUAAUAACAAUCGAUCCCUGGUCACUGAAGAAUGGACGCAAGCACGUGGGAAUGCGCUCGAGGGAUUGGACGAUGCUCUCGCAGUUUAUCGUGCAUGAGAGUACCAUGCGUGCUGUGACUUUGGUGUCCUUGCAUUUCCUCGGGAUCGUUAACAGAUGA
Dinoponera quadriceps is the source of this 954-nucleotide messenger RNA. RefSeq lists its product as uncharacterized. The coding region runs from base 1 to 954 and encodes 317 amino acids. Gene Ontology annotation, cellular component: plasma membrane. Gene Ontology annotation, biological process: detection of chemical stimulus involved in sensory perception of smell; sensory perception of smell. The transcript is spliced from 4 exons. Lineage: Eukaryota; Metazoa; Arthropoda; Insecta; Hymenoptera; Formicidae. The record is from RefSeq and is a predicted model, not a curated record. Gene Ontology annotation, molecular function: olfactory receptor activity; odorant binding.